GCCUAGUAGACGUGGCGCUGACGUCAACAUCCGGGGAGUGACCCGGUGCGAAUCCCGAAACACGAUUACCGGAGGUUUUUGUAAGGUCUAAGAGAGAGUCUAACACAGAAUUACCGGUGAUGUUGUCGGGUCUCCAUGUCCACGCGUCGCCGCCACGGUCAGAGAAACAGUGAGGAAGGGGUAUACCUUGGCCCCUCACAAACCCAGCCACUAAACAUACCUAACGGAACCACCGAAACACUGCCUGACACCAGCGACAUGUCCUGCCGGGAUCGCACUCAGGAGUUUCUGUCCGCCUGCAAGUCAUUGCAGGGUCGGCAGAAUGGGAUCCAGACAAACAAGCCAGCUCACAGUGUCUUGAAACAGCGAAGUGACUUCACAGUUAUGGCAAAGAGAAUCGGGAAAGAUUUAAGUAACACUUUUGCCAAACUGGAAAAGCUAACAAUACUUGCCAAAAGGAAAUCUUUGUUUGAUGACAAAGCCGUAGAGAUUGAAGAGUUAACAUAUAUCAUUAAACAGGACAUCAACAGCCUGAACAAGCAGAUUGCUCAGUUGCAGGAGCUGGUGCGCUCCCGGGGGAGCCAGAGUGGGAGGCACGUCCAGACACAUUCCAACACCAUCGUGGUCUCGCUGCAGUCAAAGCUGGCAUCGAUGUCAAAUGACUUCAAGUCAGUGUUAGAAGUCAGAACAGAGAACCUGAAACAGCAACGAAGUCGAAGGGAGCAGUUCUCCCAGGCUCCCAUCCCCUCCUCAUCUUUACAUGCCACUAACUUCAAGAGCUCAGUGCUGAUGCAAGACGAGUCACGGCGGUCCAAUGAUGUCUCUAUAGAGAUGGACUCCCGAGCCAGUCAGCAGCUGCAACUCAUAGAUGAACAGGACUCUUACAUUCAGAGUAGGGCUGACACCAUGCAGAACAUUGAGUCUACCAUUGUGGAACUGGGCUCCAUCUUUCAGCAGUUGGCCCACAUGGUAAAGGAGCAGGAGGAGAUGGUGCAGAGGAUUGAUGCCAAUGUGGAGGACACUCAGCUGAAUGUGGAGGCUGCGCAUGCAGAGAUCCUCAAGUACUUCCAGUCAGUGUCCUCCAACCGCUGGCUGCUGAUCAAGAUAUUCCUCAUCUUGAUCGUGUUCUUCAUUGUCUUUGUCGUCUUCCUCGCCUGAGUGGUGACAUUGGGGAGGAGAGGGGAAGAUUAAAAACUGCACAGUUGAUAAUACCAGAUGGAAGGAUGGGGGAGAAUGGGGGGAUUAUGAGAGUGGAUAUGGGUGCGACUGCUUUGAGUGUGUGGUUUAUUGAUAGAUACACAAGAUAAUGAAGUUUGGUUUUGAUGAGAAGGAAAAAAGGAACUUUACUGUACAUUAAACAAGUUUUUUUUUUCCUAUAGCUAACUCUUAUUCCUUCUCAUGGGACAGUGAAGGCCAGCUGUGUGAAAGUUACUGUAUCUGGGAACUAAUAGUUCAUCAUAGGUUUUUCAAGAUUUUCAAAAGUAAGAUCUGGAAAAGAAGUGGUCUAUGAAACAAAAAUGUUAAUGCAAGACACACUUUUUGUUCCCAGGCACAGUGUAUUGAUCUGUACUCCAAUUUAUCACCUUAUGUUAAGUUUAUAAAAUGUAAUAUUUCUGUAAUUCCUAGGGCUUUCAACAAUGAAUACAUUUUUCUUUUAUGAGAAUCUGGGGCAAGGUGGCAGUUAUAUGAUGUAUAUGCAUCCUUUGCCCCUGUCCUCCAGUCUUUGGUAUUUUACUAAUUUUGCCUCUUCUCUACCAGAGCACAUUUUUAACAGCACAGACCAAACAUUUUAUGGAAUAAUCAGUACAUCACAGAACUUCUCCAGAGAUACUGUCCAGGCUCAGAGGGGAAUGUAUGUGCAAUACCCAAGUACAUGUUGAGAACGACAGGUACACUUUAUUUCACGACCUCCCAUACCUAGAAGCUGUU
This is a messenger RNA of Scleropages formosus (Asian bonytongue), 1929 nucleotides long. It is a transcript of the gene stx5a, whose product is annotated as syntaxin 5A. The coding region runs from base 136 to 1158 and encodes 340 amino acids. The record is from RefSeq and is a predicted model, not a curated record. Gene Ontology annotation, biological process: endoplasmic reticulum to Golgi vesicle-mediated transport; vesicle fusion; intracellular protein transport. Gene Ontology annotation, cellular component: endomembrane system; Golgi membrane; SNARE complex. The transcript has 11 exons. Lineage: Eukaryota; Metazoa; Chordata; Actinopteri; Osteoglossiformes; Osteoglossidae. Gene Ontology annotation, molecular function: SNAP receptor activity; SNARE binding.